AUGUCAGGUUCUACAGGAGAACGUCCUUUUAGUGACAUCGUUACAAGUAUUCGUUACUGGGUAAUUCACAGUGUUACAAUCCCAUCUUUAUUUAUUGCAGGAUGGCUUUUCGUAAGUACUGGUUUAGCGUAUGAUGUAUUCGGAACACCGCGUCCAAAUGAAUACUUCACAGAGGAACGCCAAGUGCUUCCUUUAAUUUCUGAUCGUUACGGUGUACUUGCACAACUUGAUGAAUUUGUACCAGAAUAA
This is a messenger RNA of Bathycoccus prasinos, 249 nucleotides long. The record is from the annotation of a RefSeq genome assembly. Lineage: Eukaryota; Viridiplantae; Chlorophyta; Mamiellophyceae; Mamiellales; Bathycoccaceae.